Molecule: messenger RNA, 696 nt
Organism: Trichoplax adhaerens
Lineage: Eukaryota; Metazoa; Placozoa; Uniplacotomia; Trichoplacea; Trichoplacidae
Exons: 3
Coding region: 1-696 (231 amino acids)
Source: RefSeq, a predicted model, not a curated record
AUGGCAAAGUUUCCAUUCUUUAUUUGGCUGAUUGCCCUUCUUUUAAUAUCUGUCAGUUAUGAUGUGUCUGCUUCUGUAGUCCCUGAUGAUCGCUACGAAGAGUUUGUAUUUCCUGAUCGAGAAAGCGAUGAUAGAUAUGACGAAGAAGAUGAAGAAAUAGAUGAAAUAAUUGAUGCAAAACGCGUUAAUCAGCGACUUGAACCAAUUGCACCAGAAAAGGUCGAUUACAACUUAUUUGAUGAGAAAGCUGCCGAUAUUCUUAUUGGCGAGGCCGAAAAAGCUAGUACCAAGAUUGACAUCAUUCUGACUAAUGAAAAAAACCAUGGUAGUAAUGGUGGAAACAAUGGAGGCUCCAAUGGUGGUAGAUUUCAAUGCCCUUCAUUUAGUCAAAUACGCCAGGGAUAUUUACUAGUCAAACAAAACUUCACCGCCAUACGAAAAGCCAUUGCUGCCGUAAAAAAGGCCAAGGGCGAGUCUUUCAUUCGAUACAAAGUCUAUCACAACUUAGCAGCGCGAUUCUGCGCAAACAGUAAUACUACAAUGUGCAGUUAUGUUAAGACCUCUCAGAAUGCCGAAAAUACUAAAUACACUAAUGCUACCGCCGGUAUUUUGGCUCAGAAGAAAAGACUAUUUCAGUACGCUAUGAAAAUAAUGGCUAUUGCUAGACGUUUUGCAAGAUGCUUUAGGCGACAGUAA